Molecule: messenger RNA, 822 nt
Organism: Helobdella robusta
Lineage: Eukaryota; Metazoa; Annelida; Clitellata; Rhynchobdellida; Glossiphoniidae
Exons: 5
Coding region: 1-822 (273 amino acids)
Biological process (GO): biological process involved in interspecies interaction between organisms
Cellular component (GO): external side of plasma membrane
Molecular function (GO): carbohydrate binding
Source: RefSeq, a predicted model, not a curated record
AUGAUUUGGAUUAUUUUAAUGUUUGCCCAAUUUGAGUUACUCUGUUGUCAGAGUGAUGGAAGAUUAUUCAGCAGAGCAUACAGCUACCUACCUGUUAGUGGAAAGAAGAGUGCAGUGUGUUUUGACGAGAGGAUGGCGAUGGUGGCAAAAAUUGUGGCUCCUUCAUUGUCAGGGUGCAUCAGCAAAUGUUUGGUAUACAAAUCAACGACUUCUUUUGACAUGUUUUAUCAGAUUGCUAACAACCAAAACUUGCUGGGUGUCAACUACAAGACAUCGGAGAAAUCUUGCUCCUGUGUUCCAAAACUGAAAGACAUCUGGUUCAAUGUGACGACCAAUUUGAGUGGAGGAUGUGUGGCUUAUGUGACGCACGAUUGUCCGAAGCCAUUUGAUUUCGUGGUUGAGAACCAGAAAUGCUACCUGAUGAUCACAAAGUUACAGUCGUGGAUGAACGCUAGAAGUGCUUGCAACAAUUUGCAUUCGCACUCGUUGGCUGUUGAGGAUUCUAUGGAAAAUGUUUCUUCCAAGCUUUACGCUCUCUCUGUUACUGAAGGCCUAACAUCCUGCCAAUUUUCUAACUUCAGUGGGCUUAUGAUCUGGUCAUCGGGCAUACAGUACAACAAAUCUUCGAAAGCCGCACCAUUUUAUUGGGAAAAGUUUCCAGGAGUUCUCACAAAAUUUAAUUACUCGUCGUGGAAUACUAAACAACCAGACGGUGCCCUGGGGUCGACAAGUUGCAUGCAGGUUAUCAUGGUUCAUGUUGAUGGUUGGGACGAUUGUGGCUGCAGUUCUAAGAGGUGCGUCCUAUGCGAAAUUGAUCUGUAG